GUCAGACCUGUCGUUCUUCUCUUCUCUUCCAACAAUAUUCUCUUUCCUUUCCUUUUUCUCUCUGCAAUUUUCCACUGCUCCCGUUUCCAACAUUUCCAUUUCCCAAUACUAGAAAGGCAAACGAUUAUCCUUCUCGAAUUUUCCAGAACAAGCUCGAUUUUCCGUUGAAAUUCCCAAGUUCGAUUCUGGAUUCCAACACCGAAUCCCUAAUUCGAACAAUCACCGCUUCGGAGCCGUUCUAAUGGCGGAUUCCGAGGCGAAGCGCGAAGCUCCGGGCUCCAACAUUGAAAUGAACGACGGAGAAGGAGGCUCUUUGUCGCCGGUCCCGGAGUCCGCCGGCGCCGGCGUGAUCGAGGAAGCGUCGCCUGAUUCCUUGAAGAACACGCCUUCGAACAUUGCGAGAUUGGAGGAUGUGAUCGAACACUGUACGGCUCGGCGGAAGUACCUCGCGCAGACUCGGAGUCCCUCCGACGGCGGCGAUGUUCGGUGGUUCUUUUGCAAGGUCCCUUUGGCCGAUAACGAGCUGGCUGCUUCUGUCCCUCGCACGGAGAUAGUAGGAAAGGGCGAAUAUUUUCGUUUUGGUAUGAGGGAUUCUCUUGCAAUUGAGGCAUCUUUUUUGCAGAGGGAGGAGGAGUUGCUUUUUCACUGGUGGAAAGAAUAUGCAGAGUGUAGUGAGGGGCCAAGUGGUUGUCCCAUUUCCGGUGGGAAGUUGGAUUCACAGCCCAAUAUGUCUUCUUCAGAGAGUGCGCAGUCAGCACAAUUAUACAACGCGGAAGAAGAGAGAGUUGGUGUGCCUGUAAAGGGAGGGCUUUAUGAGGUAGAUUUAGUGAGGAGGCACUGUUUUCCUGUUUAUUGGAGUGGAGAAAAUGGACGUGUUUUAAGAGGUCAUUGGUUUGCUCGUAAAGGGGGCCUUGAUUGGCUUCCACUUCGUGAAGAUGUAGCUGAACAGUUGGAGGUUGCAUACCGUGGCCAGGUUUGGCACCGUAGAAGAUUUCAACCCUCGGGACUUUUUGCAGCUCGAGUUGAUCUGCAAGGAUCUACCCCAGGAUUGCAUGCACUUUUUGUUGGAGAAGAUGAUACUUGGGAGGCUUGGCUCCAUGUUGAUCCUUCCGGAUUUUCUAGUGUUAUUCCUUUGGGUGGAAAUGGAGUCAAGUUACGACGUGGAUAUUCUAAAUCUGACUCACCAAAACCAACCCAGGAUGAAUUACGUCAGCAGAAGGAAGAGGAAAUGCAUGAUUACUGUUCACAGGUUCCUGUUCGACACCUUGUGUUUAUGGUUCAUGGCAUUGGUCAAAGAUUAGAGAAAUCUAAUUUGGUUGAUGACGUUGGUAAUUUUCGCCAUAUUACGGCGAGUCUUGCUGAGCUACACCUUACUUCACACCAACGCAGCACCCAGAGAGUCCUUUAUAUCCCAUGCCAGUGGAGAAAGGGUUUGAAACUCAGCGGGGAAAGUGCAGUCGAGAAAAUUACUUUAGAUGGUGUGAGGGGUUUUCGUGUUAUGCUGAGUGCAACUGUUCAUGAUGUAUUAUACUACAUGAGCCCCAUCUACUGUCAGGAUAUUAUCAACUCGGUAUCUAAUCAGCUGAAUCGCUUGUAUCUGAAGUUUCUCAAGAGAAAUCCUGGUUAUAAUGGAAAGGUUUCCAUAUAUGGUCAUUCUUUAGGGAGUGUCCUCUCCUAUGAUAUUCUUUGCCAUCAGGAAAAUCUGUCCUCCCCAUUUCCAAUGGAGUGGAUGUACAAUGAACAACCUAAAGAUGAAAAACCUUCCUCCAAUAUGAAUGAUCAAGCUUCCAUUUGUGACUCUGAAAAUAAUCUGGGGGAUAAAGGGUCCUCUGAAAUUGGUCAAAUUGAGGGCAUGGUGAGCCAUGAUGAUGAUGGCAAGAGGAAUGCACAAGCAACUCUUUUCGUACACGAUGAAGAUGGAUCUGAACAAACUAACGGAGAUGCUUCUGCUGUUGCGAGUCCUGUUACGUCUGAUUUUGAUGAGUUCACUACAAGGGUUAUCGAUCCCAAGCAACCAGGUGAUGAGGAAGAUGUGCGUGAGUCAGUUUCUAAUUCUAACGAGAAGGUUCCAUGUGAAGGUGAUAGUUUGGACAAAGCAACAAGCAUCAAUGGUGGAGUCACUAAUGACGAUUUAGGAAACAUGGCUGAAGAAGAUUUUGAAGAUAUAACUGAUAAAGAUAAAAUGAUACACUUACUGCAGAAAGAGGUUAAUUCUCUAGGAGUCAAAAUAGCAGAAUUAGAAUCACAAUGUGGUGAUGGAGACAGUAGUAGAAAAGUACACCAAGAAAAGAAGGAGGUGCUUUCAGCUAUGAUAAAGGAUCCGAUAUCUGAGCAGCUGCCACCUGAGGAAGAUGAUUCAUCAAAGAGCUAUACACCUUAUAUCAGAUACACAAAACUUGAAUUUAAGGUUGACACCUUUUUCGCUGUUGGAUCACCUCUUGGAGUCUUCCUUGCUCUUCGCAAUAUUCGAAUCGGGAUUGGUAAGGGGCAAGAAUAUUGGGCCGAGGAAAAGAUCAAUGAAGAAAUGCCUGCUUGCCGGCAAAUGUUCAACAUCUUUCACCCUUUCGAUCCUGUGGCAUACAGAAUAGAACCACUUGUGUGUAAAGAAUACAUCAGCAAACGACCUGUUAUUGUACCUUACCACAAGGGUGGAAAGAGAUUAUAUAUUGGAUUUCAGGAAUUUACUGAAGAUUUAGCUGCUCGGUCUCAAGCUAUUAAGGACAGUCUAUACUCCAUAAGGGUUAAAGUUCUCACGGUUUGUCAGUCGAGAAACGCAGAUAACAUGGAUGAUGAAAAUGAAAUUGUGCAAGAAAAGGAAGAGCAAUCUUAUGGUUCUCUUAUGAUGGAAAGAUUAACUGGAAACACAGGACGGUUUGAUUAUGUGCUUCAGGAUAAAACAUUCCGACAUCCAUAUAUAUCUGCUAUUGGAUCACAUACAAACUAUUGGAGGGAUUGUGAUACCGCCUUGUUCAUAUUAAAACACUUGUAUCGAGAUAUACCUGAAGAUCCCGAAGAUUCCAACUCACACGAAGAAUGUAAUGGAAGUAACUCAAAAGACAAAAGUGGUUCCACAGGAUGGUCUGAUCAGAGAGAAGCCAUCGAGGAAGAGCUACCUCUGACAUUCGCUGACAGAAGUAUGACCAGAAACUUCUCGAGUAAAGCGAAGAAGUUUUUGAAGAAGGGAUGAAUCUUGUCAACCUGUCAUCUCUUUCUCAUUGUCUGCUGGUUUAAGAAUGCAAAAAUGAACUUUUCUUUUGCAGCAAGGCUAAAGAAAAGCCUCUGUUGUAACCUUCAGCAAAUUAUCAAUGCAUCACUUUGCUCAGGCCCAAAUUGUUCACUUGUUGGGAAGAAACUGGUACGCCAUGCUUAGAUUUGAAACUGAUUUGCCAAUCCCAUACGGGACAGUAGACCGUGAUUUCAUCGGAAACGGAAGCAUGCCGACUCUGUGGAAAUCGUUUCUAAAGGUCUGCUGUGGUCUAAAAGUGUUUAUAUGUAGAUUCUUUUGUCUAACCCAUCUCUUCUCUUUCUAUCUGUGUGCAUUAGAUUAGGAAUAUCGGCAUACUUGCUGAUUGUAUAACCGAAUCAGAUGAUUCAUGCUCUGUUAUGCAGUCAAUCGGAAUAACUACGAUUACAUUUCCUGGAAAACUUGGUGAUUAAUUUUUUAAAGCGUCGAAGAACAGGUUUAUUCCUCCUUGAUUUCAUGAAAUUGAAGUGCUUAGUUCGGUUUCGUAACCCGUUUCCACAAGUGAAAAUGAAUUAUGCUGGUGGGAAGAUAAGAAGCACAUGCUAUAAAGGAGGAAAUUCAACCGUAAUUUACAGGUAGAAGCACGUGCGAUAAAUUACAAUUGUAAUUUUUACAGUUUUUAAGCAUGUCAUUGUGAUUAGAGAAUAACCGUAAGAAUAGUUUUUAUUUUGAAACGUGAGAAUUAUUUGAAAUAGAUGCGAGUGUCUUUAGAGA
Morus notabilis is the source of this 3958-nucleotide messenger RNA. RefSeq names its product phospholipase SGR2. The transcript is spliced from 21 exons. The record is from RefSeq and is a predicted model, not a curated record. Gene Ontology annotation, cellular component: cytoplasm. Lineage: Eukaryota; Viridiplantae; Streptophyta; Magnoliopsida; Rosales; Moraceae. The coding region runs from base 242 to 3187 and encodes 981 amino acids. Gene Ontology annotation, molecular function: glycerophospholipase activity; metal ion binding.